AUGGAGACUAAGGGGAGCCCUUCCGUGCGCUACGCGCGACGUCGGCGAUCGGAGAAGAGUGAAGCGAAUGAGGUAAACGCGACUGUGGCAGAUGAGGGCAGCACGGCGGGACCGAACAUGAAGAUGAAGCUCAAGGUGAAGCCACGAGCAGAGCCGGAAAAGAAGAAGGGGGAUGAGGUCGUGUCCAAGGUGGGCGCUAAGCUGAACAACGCAUUCGAGCGAUUAGACGCCACGCAAGAUGACUACGACGUCAUGGAUGAAGAGGAAGAGCCCCAGAUCGUUGAGGCGAAGCAGCAGAAGGAGAAGCAUGGUCUGGCAGAUGAAGCCACGAGCGGCGGAUUGGCGGCGGGGCUGCAGACGCUGGCCAAACAGCUGCACGCCUUCGGUCACAACGACGUCGUCCCCUUCACCGCCGGCGAGAGCGACGCGUUCGACGACGUAGACGACUUUGAUCUCUGCGAGGAGGUCGUCUCCUCCGAAGAGCCUGCCGGCGACCAACCCGCCACAGAUGCCGCUGUCGCCGCCGAACCACCGGCCCAGAAAGGGGCUGAGGUGGCAGCGAAAGUUGUGGCAUCGCCCGUGAAGCAGAAGAAGCCUGUUAUCGAGAAGGAGGAGGACAGGGACGUAGUCGCUGCCAGGGAGAGUGAGAUCGUGGCCAAGAGGAACGAAGCGCAGAAGAAGGAGGCGAAGGAGCAUCAGGAGAAGAAGAGGAGAGAGGCAGAACAGAAAAAGAGAGACGAGGAGGAAAGGGCUAAGCUGGCAAAGAUGAGGGUGGUCGACGACGAAGACGAAAGCAAGGAGGUCGUCAAGUCGGACCAUGGCAAGGUGCAGCAGACGAGGGACUCGUCCUCAGAAGAUGAAGACGACCAGCUUGACAAAAAGGAGAAGUUGAAGAAGGAGCGAGAGAUAAGCGAAGAUGAAGACGAAGAGGAAGAAGACCGACGUCCGAUCGGGGAGCGCAUUCGCGAGCGGAAGCUCGACGACGGGGAAGAAGACGAGGAGGACGAGCUGCUCAACUUCCUCAACGGCAACAUCAGCGAUGACGAAGAGGAGGCGCAGAAGAAGAAUAAGAAGAAGUCGAGCGCUCAGGAUGCUGACUACGAGUCCACCACCUCUGCCAGCAAGAAGCGCCGCCGUUCCAGUGACAGUGACGGAGAAGAGGGCACGGACGAGCAGUCGAAGAAGGCAGGCAAGAAGGGCAAGAGGGCCAAUAAGAAGGAGGGUCCGCCCAGCAAGCGACAGAAGAAGAAGGUGGCCAAGGAGGUCGAGUCGGCCCGCGAGAAGGCGUCGCGCGUCACCCAAAAGAUCCUGCGCCAGGGACGGCUCAACUUCGAGAGGAUCGAAGCGCCCGAGAUGGAUGUGCAGGCCCUGGCCAAUCGCCUCAUCCGACGCUCUGCCAUCCUGCGCAACACUCCGAUGGCUGUGCCCCGGUUGUCUGCCGACACCAAGCCGCCCCGUGCUGGAGGUGGGCUCUACGUGUGCCCUCCUUCUGCCGAGUCCGGUUCGCCGAAGGAAGCCAAGCAGGAGGCGGAAGAGAUGGAGGUGGAGAUCGGCGAGGCCAAGGAGGCCCAUGGCGUCAGUGAUGAUCAAGCCGCCGAGGAAAAGGAGAAAGAGAAGGCGGUCGUAGAAGAGGAGCCCAUCCAGUCGACGCCGGCCAACUGGGCUGCCGCCAGCCUGGAGAUGCCCAUGGAGACCACCCAGGACCUGUGGAGCAUGAGCCGCGGCGACGAUGUGGAUGACGAGCAGCCCAAGAGCGUCGAGGAGGCCUCGAAGCCGGCGCUUGGCCAGCAGGCGCAGCAAUUCGACCCGGCCAUUGGCCUCGCGCUCACCUACGAGCCCACGCUCGAUCCGUCCAUGUCCCUCGCCAUGCCCCUCGACCACCCCGUCACCACACCCGCCUUGGCGGUCGGUGAGGAUGACGACCUGGGUGCCAUCUUCGGUGGUGCCGCGAGCAGCAGCGACCAAAAGGACGACGCGCAUUCCGACAAUGACGACGAAGCGGUCGAGAAGACGGAGCACAAGGCCGCAGAGGUGAAGAAGAUGGCAGCAGUGGCCGUUGGGCAGGUCGACCCCGCGAAGGCGAAGGUAUCGGAGGAGCUGCGCGGCGGCGGCGAAGAAGAAGAUCUCGACGACGAAGAGGCCCUCAUCGCUGAGCUUGAAGGACGAAGCGAGGCACAGGAGGAGGAGAAUGAUGAUGACGACGACGAUGAAGCGAAUGAAGAAGACGAAGACGAAGACGAAGAGGAGGACGACGACGAGGAGGAAGCGGCCGGUUCGAAGGCGAAGGCGACAUCGUACCAUACCAGCUGGCAGAAUAAGAGGGAGGACGAGGAGCUCAAGGCCAUCAUGCGACGCUUCUGCCCGUCGGAGCUGGGCGAGGAGGAUGACGAUGACGAAGACGACGAUGAUGAGGGAAGUCGCCAUGGUGGCGGAGAAGACGAGGCGCGACGACAGAUGGCCCUGGCGCAGACAAAGAAGAGCGAGAUGAAGGUGUGGGACAUGUACGACAAGGAGGAGCAGGAGGAGGAUGACGAUGACGACGACGACGAUGAUGAAGAUGACGACGAUGGCAGCGAUAAGGAGAACGGCAAGGACAUGGCCAAGAAGACGAACGCCAAGUUCAACAGCAACAGCAGGAAGUCGGCGGCAGCGGCGAUGAAGAAGACGACCAAGAAGCCAGCGUCGUCAUCGGCGGUGACCGGCUCCAUCUUUGGCGGUGCGACGUCGGCACCCGCCGGUUCGCUCUCGCUUUCGCUCACGUCCUCGCUCUCGAUGAUGGACGACCAGGACGAGCUGGAGACCAUGAACCUCAUCAAGCGCAUCCAGAAGACCAACACCCGCUUCUAA
Acanthamoeba castellanii str. Neff is the source of this 2847-nucleotide messenger RNA. RefSeq lists its product as uncharacterized. NCBI's taxonomy places the organism in Eukaryota, Discosea, Longamoebia, Acanthamoebidae. The transcript has 8 exons. The record is from RefSeq and is a predicted model, not a curated record. Bases 1 to 2847 code for a protein of 948 amino acids.